UGAAGUGAUUGCGGUGCCUGGGGACUGAGAGCUCUACUCCACUCUAUAGUCAGGUAUGAUCCACACACAAAUGUCUCCAUUACCAGCCUGUGACACCGGAGCAGCCACUGCACACCUCUAGUCUGCAGGAACCAGUGCCAGCACCAGGCUCUCCCAGCAUCGGGGAACCUUACAGAGGAAAGCUCCGAUUUCCCUUAAAGACAGAGGAAAAACCCCUAUCCUGCCUUUCCUGGGAUUCGGGAGUUGAUGUAACAUGUCAUAUCCUCAGUUUGGCUAUCCAUACUCCUCCACACCUCAGUUCUUGAUGACCACCAAUUCAUUGUCAACCUGCUGUGAAUCAAGUGGAAGGACCCUGUCAGAUACAGCUGCUGCAGCCUCUGCCCAGACCCCAGUCUAUUGUCCUGUGUAUGAGAGCAGGCUGCUGGCCACUGCUAGGCAUGAGCUCAACUCUGCAGCUGCUUUAGGAGUUUAUGGGAACCCCUACACAGGAUCCCAGGGCUAUGGAAACUAUGUUACAUAUGGCACUGAUGCUUCUGCCUUCUAUUCCCUGAACACAUUUGACUCAAAGGAUGGUACCGGAUCUGCGCAUGCGGGUAUUGCCCAGACUGCUGCUUACUAUCCUUAUGAUCAUACCCUGAGCCAGUACCAAUAUGACAGGUAUGGGACUAUAGAUGGAGGUACACGCAGGAAGAAUGCUACUCGUGAAACCACCAGCACCUUGAAGGCCUGGUUACAGGAGCACAGGAAGAACCCUUACCCCACCAAGGGGGAGAAGAUCAUGCUGGCCAUCAUCACCAAGAUGACCCUCACCCAGGUCUCCACGUGGUUUGCCAAUGCCAGGAGGAGGCUCAAGAAAGAGAACAAGAUGACCUGGCCACCAAGAAACAAAUGUUCUGAUGAGAAAAGACCUUAUGAUGAAGACGAGGAAGAUGAAGAAGACGAUUCAAAGGACAUGAAGAACGAGAAGAAAAUAGAGGAAACUACCGGAAGAGAAGACAAAGACCUAGACCUCAGUGACCUUGACGACUUCGAUACAAUAGAGUCUGAAAGCUCUGAAUGUGAGUUGAAACAACCUUUUCACCACCAGUCCCAACAAGAAGGACACCAAAUGCGGACCAGAGAUUGUGCCAGUGACCACUGCAAAGAUGUUAUUCUGAAGAUGCCAUUAGCAGUUUCUUCCGUAGACCAAGAGAUGGACAGGGCUAAGAAUUGUCUAAAAAGUGUGGUAGAUGAAUGUGACCAGGACUUGAUGAGGGUAAGACAAAGAGGCUGUGACUCCAAACUGUGCUUUCAGCAGCAAAGUCAACUGCUUGAGUCCAAACCAAGAAUAUGGUCUCUGGCUCACACGGCCACUUCUUUAAAUCAAACUGAAUAUCCAUCCUGCAUGUUAAAACACCAAGGGGUGUCCUCUCCAUCUUCAUCCUCCUCCUCCUCUUCGUCUUCAGCUGUAUCCACCCCAGUUUGUGUUAUUGACAGGCGGCAGGAUUCCCCUGUAACGAGUCUCAGAAAUUGGGUUGAUGGAGUUUUUCACGACCCCUUGUUCAGACACAGUACUUUGAACCAGGCCCUCACCAACACCACCGUUUCUUGGGCCACCACCAAAGGAACCAUUCUUGAAGCCGGUUCUUUAGGACGCUCUGUUGGGAACCAUACUAACAUGACUAAAGGACAGGACAAUAAUAAGGAAUUUAUUACAUUUCCCAAGGCUGGGAGCAAAAUGUUCUGCUCAUAACAUAUUAUAAAGUAGUUUAUGAAUAUAUGAGACUUUCUAGCAGAGGAUAUAACAACAAAUGGGGUUUCCUGUAAUCCCAAUCAAAGGACUGAUGUUUCGGAUUAAGUUCAUUCAUUCAUCUUUGUUUAAAUUAUCUUUUCUUAAGAAGUCUCAGUGUUGUGACAAUUAUUUAUAUUGAUGUCUAAAGCACGGACUAUGCUAUGUGUUGGAGUUAUUGCUGUUUACAAACCAGAAGUUUACAAAGACAACAAAAAGUUAGAAGUCGAGGUUCUAUCCUAUGAACAGCAUGCUAGAAUAGUAAACGAGCCAUCCAGAAGAUUUCUUUGUUUAGUGAUUCACAAACGGCACUGCUUUCAAGUUUACACAAUGCACAUAUGUUGGAUGUACAGAAAUGGCAUUUCUAUUUGUUCACUCCAAUAAAUGGUCUGUUUCA
Molecule: messenger RNA, 2165 nt
Organism: Hyla sarda
Lineage: Eukaryota; Metazoa; Chordata; Amphibia; Anura; Hylidae
Gene: IRX4
Product: iroquois homeobox 4
Exons: 6
Coding region: 254-1732 (492 amino acids)
Biological process (GO): neuron differentiation; cell development; regulation of transcription by RNA polymerase II
Cellular component (GO): nucleus
Molecular function (GO): DNA-binding transcription factor activity, RNA polymerase II-specific; RNA polymerase II cis-regulatory region sequence-specific DNA binding
Source: RefSeq, a predicted model, not a curated record